Molecule: messenger RNA, 1271 nt
Organism: Folsomia candida
Lineage: Eukaryota; Metazoa; Arthropoda; Collembola; Entomobryomorpha; Isotomidae
Product: DENN domain-containing protein 10
Exons: 7
Coding region: 133-1152 (339 amino acids)
Biological process (GO): protein transport; regulation of early endosome to late endosome transport
Cellular component (GO): late endosome
Molecular function (GO): small GTPase binding; guanyl-nucleotide exchange factor activity
Source: RefSeq, a predicted model, not a curated record
ACCGAGUGGCGGCAGCAAAGUGGGUGAAAUAACAAGUGUUCGAGGUGAUAUACCGUUUUGUCAUGUCAAAAAGUGGAUUUUGUUUUUGUUGUUUCUCGUUUUUAAUAAUAUUUAACAGUUAAUUAAUUAAUUAUGUCAACGACGACUGGGAAUGAGGAGGAGGUGGACACGUUAAAAUUGUCUUCUUGUCAUCUCGUCGAAGUUCUCGCGGAUGAUUCACUCCUCUGGACGUGGAGUUAUCCUCACCUGAGUCCUCAACUUCGCACGAUUUGUACGUCCAAAUGCAACGUUAUUCUGUCCCAAGGAGUAAAAAGUGUUAGAGAAGAGGAGGAUGGUACUACAGAUAAGGAAGGUGGGUUCAUGAUGCAGGGGAAGAAUUUUCACUUGGAUAACCUCUGGUUCUACGUCGUAUUUCCUGUGAGACCCAACGGAGCCAAGGUGUCAGGGUCGGAUAAUAAAGCCGUACCUGUGAAAAUGGUCGGAGUAAUCGUCGUGGCGGCGAAUUUCCAUAAAGAAAUGUACGAAAGUGUUGGCAAUGUGUUGUACUUAACGUACAUGAAGACUGGGGAUGCUUCACUUGUUCUGCAACAAUUCUUGUCCCUCGUGGUAGAGGGAAACUGUUCACUUCCAAAGAAGAAAGUUUUUACGCUUGAUGAUCACUGGUUAAGUGCGCCCUACGAUAAUCACCAAAUUAAAGAAAUAAUUUUAAGAUUUGGACUUGAAACUAUCCUGAUUUACACGGCUUUGCAGAAGAGAAAACGGAUUGUAGUGUAUCACUAUGAUAUUGAUGUUCUAUCGAAUUUUACAUUUAGUCUUCCGGCUCUCAGUAAUUCUCCUGAAGUUUGGAAAGCGAUUUAUCCAUGGAUUGAUUUAAAUGAGUACGAGUUAGAAUUUACAAAAAAUAAUGAUUUCUACAUCAUGGGCUGCACUGUGGCUGGUGUGGAGUCUAAUUUAGACUUAUUCGAUCUGUUCGUAAAUAUUCCGGCGGCUGAAAUAUCUGUAGCCCCACAUGCCAGAGAACACAUCUCGAUGAAUAAAACACACAAGGAAAUGGCCACCUUCAUGGUUCAACUUGCCAGCAGCGAAACUACGGAGGAUGAAGUCGUUGCUUCCAUUCUUAAACGUAAUGAAGAAAUUAAAGACAAACUUUAAAUUAAACAUUGUCAAGCCAUAUGAAUAUUAAGUGACAUUCCAAGUCAAACUUCUGGUCAUGUUUAUAUUUCUUUAGAUACUAAAAUCAAAUAAACGCAGCAUUACUUAUGAACAUUUGA